Messenger RNA from Pteronotus mesoamericanus, 955 nucleotides. RefSeq names its product intraflagellar transport protein 56-like. Lineage: Eukaryota; Metazoa; Chordata; Mammalia; Chiroptera; Mormoopidae. The transcript is spliced from 3 exons. Gene Ontology annotation, biological process: intraciliary transport involved in cilium assembly; intraciliary anterograde transport. Gene Ontology annotation, cellular component: intraciliary transport particle B; ciliary basal body; ciliary base. The coding region runs from base 31 to 378 and encodes 115 amino acids. The record is from RefSeq and is a predicted model, not a curated record. Gene Ontology annotation, molecular function: intraciliary transport particle B binding.
CAUAAAUCUUUGUUCCUUUUUGUAGAUAUAAUGAAUAAGAAACCAAGACUAGCCUGGGAACUUUAUCUCAAGAUGGAAACCUCUGCAGAGUCCUUUAGCCUCCUACAGCUCAUUGCCAAUGACUGCUACAAGAUGGGCCAGUUUUACUACUCGGCCAAAGCCUUUGAUGUCCUGGAGAGGCUGGACCCUAACCCUGAGUACUGGGAAGGCAAGAGGGGCGCCUGUGUGGGCAUCUUCCAGAUGAUCCUAGCUGGGAGAGAACCCAAAGAGACUCUUCGAGAAGUGCUCCAUCUCCUGAGAAGCACAGGCAACACCCAGGUGGAAUACAUCAUCCGGAUCAUGAAGAAAUGGGCCAAAGAGAACAGGGUGCCCGUCUGAAACCGCUGCGGAGGACUGGGGGCCAGUCACUGCUUCGCCAUGAAACUGGACAUCGUUUUGUCCCUCCAGCUCGAUGUGAGAGGCAGGCCUCUAUUUUAUUGAUGUUUCCUUUCCUUGAUCCUCAAGCCACAGCCCCCUGACUGCUGGCGCCUUGCCUCCUGGCGGAGCUGCGCCGUCGCCCCUGCCGUGGGCUCCGUGGGGUCCGACCAGCCACGGGACUCCGGACUUCCCCGGUGCCUUUCUUCCAGAAAGACUCAGGACUGUGACAUUUUUUACUGACUUCAGGGAGGUCGGCAUAACUUUUCUUUAUAUUAACAUUCCACGGCAUUUUCUCCAAGCUGCAGUAAAAAUGCCAUGAACGCGCAGGAGUCCCCAUCGUUCUGGCAACCUGUCGUCAGCCCUCUCUGCACGCUGCCCUGGGCACGGAGGGAUGCCAUAGGCAGUCCUGUGAUGUGCCUCUGAGUCUCGGGAGGACGGAAGUUAUGCAUAGCUAGAUGAUGCUCGGGAUGGCGGAAAGGGCCUCCAUCAAGUCACUCACAGGUAGUAGGCUUAGGGGUUAAUCCUUCAGUCAAUGAAU